CCGGAAGCGGAAGUCGAAGAAAGUUCUAGUGGUUAGAGGUACCGGCGGGAGCGGCUGAGUGGCGGGAGGAGCCGUUACGGGAGCCGGUGCUGCGGAGUAAGACGAUCAAGAUGACAACCUCCCAAAAACACCGAGACUUCGUGGCAGAGCCCAUGGGAGAAAAACCAGUGGGGAGCCUGGCCGGGAUUGGCGAAGUCCUGGGCAAGAAGCUGGAGGAAAGGGGCUUUGACAAGGCCUAUGUGGUUCUUGGCCAGUUUCUGGUGCUGAAGAAAGAUGAAGACCUCUUCCGGGAAUGGCUGAAGGACACAUGUGGUGCCAAUGCCAAGCAGUCCCGGGACUGCUUUGGGUGCCUUCGAGAGUGGUGUGAUGCCUUCUUGUGAUGUUCUCUAGGGAACCCUCAGCCCCCAGCCCCUAUGUUGAGUCUCCAGAGUUUGCAGCUGAGUGGAGGCUCAUUCCUGCCCUCUACAAAGAAAAGAUUGCUGUUGUCACACUCACCUCCAAUGUACUCCAGGGUCUUUUGGGAGUUCUCUCCCCCCACCAUUUCAACCUUUUUGGAAUUGUCACUCUUGCAUGCAUUGCCCUAACUCCUUCCCUUGUCAGUUCCGUGGGACAGUUACCAGCCUUCCUGAGUGGAUUCCUGAGUCCUGUUCAGCCCUUUGUCCCCCAGUCUAUAUGAUGCCAUUUGGCUCCUUUUUUGGCAGAACAGCCACUGUCCUUGUAAAAUUUUUUAGAUCAAUAAAGUCAGUGGCCUUCAUGACUGGGCGUUGUGCAUUGGAAAGCUAGUGGGCCAAGAGUUGCCUUUUCCCCAGGGACUGGUCAUUCUGCCAUAUUCCUUAUCAGUGCACACCGAAACUGGCAGCUUCCCUUCCCAUUCCAGAGGGGAGUCACCUGAGCCAUGUGGACAUUGGCAGGUGCUUUGGAGUGUCCCAAUGCCUGAAUAACGUGGGUGAGUGUGGCUGGAUCUCUUCCUGGGAGCCAGGUAGGCUGUGAGGUUCCAGCUGUCAGCCAUGUCAACAGCUGAGCUAGGCAACACCUGGUGGAAAAGUUAGUGGGAGUUAGGUACCAGGAAGAGGGUGGACCACACAUGGGUAAGAGUUCAUCUGCCAGUCAUCACGCCAUCUGCUCUCCUAGUCUCUGGGAAGUGUGGGCAGAGAUCUUGCUGUCUGCCCAACUGUCUUAGGAAGGAAAGGAGUGUAGGAAUUCCAGUUGGCUGUCAGUAGUUACACUUGAAAUUGGUACAAUUCAAGUCCUGUGCUUUAAAAGAAAAAAAAAAAAAAGAUUUUUUUCCUCUUUAAGACAGGGUCUUGUU
Castor canadensis (American beaver) is the source of this 1309-nucleotide messenger RNA. It is a transcript of the gene Banf1, whose product is annotated as barrier to autointegration nuclear assembly factor 1. Gene Ontology annotation, cellular component: nucleus; condensed chromosome. Lineage: Eukaryota; Metazoa; Chordata; Mammalia; Rodentia; Castoridae. The record is from RefSeq and is a predicted model, not a curated record. Gene Ontology annotation, molecular function: DNA binding. Gene Ontology annotation, biological process: chromosome organization.